AUGUGUGACAAAGGUUUUGGUAGUGCUGAAGCAAUUGAAGGCAAUGAUGAUCUUCUAUCCAAGAUUCUACUCCUCCUCCCAAUAAAACUACUCUUCAUGUUCAAGCUUGUUUCCACACGGUGGUUGUCUCUCAUCUCUAGUCGUGGUUUUUCUUCCCUCUGGAAGCCUGAAGUUUUCCCAAGUGCACUCAUUCUACAGUCGUUGUCGUAUGAUCUUCAAGAACCUUGUUGCUUUCCCCUCAAUGAUAACGCGAAAUCUUCUAUUAGAAUCUUGGAUUUUUUCAAAGACCAGCGUACUGACAUGGUUCAAAUUUUUAACUCCUGCGGUGGUUUAAUUCUUUGUUGUUGUGUUAAACAAACGCUUACAGGGAAAUGCGUGAACGAGUACAGAGUUUGUUAUCCGACUACAAAGCAAUUCAAUUCUCUUCCAAGCCCAUAUAUGUAUUCACUAGACCUGAGUUUGGCUUUUGAUCAUUCAAAAUCACUUCAUUACAAAGUUAUAAAUGUAGGUUGUUUCGCCCGUAUUGAGAUAUACUCUUCAGAAACCAACUCCUGGAGGCUAUCUCAAGCUUAG
This is a messenger RNA of Nicotiana tabacum (common tobacco), 573 nucleotides long. The record is from RefSeq and is a predicted model, not a curated record. Lineage: Eukaryota; Viridiplantae; Streptophyta; Magnoliopsida; Solanales; Solanaceae.